AUGGACCCGCUCCUGUUCCGGCAGCGGCUGUCCGAGCUCGCCGCGGAGUACGCGGGCCUGCAUGCGGUGGCCGACCGAGCCCGCCGCGGCAGCGAGGGCGGCCGCGCCAGCCAGGCGUCGCUGGCCGAGCUGGCCGAGGGCGUGCCGCCGACCGGGCCAGGCGGUGACGCCGAGGACCCCGUGGCCAAGCUUGGCGUGGAGCCCGCGGCACAGCUCGCCACCGUGGCGGUGCCCGGAGGCCGAGUUCCCGCUGAACGGGCGGCCGCUGAACGGGCGGAGAUCCGAUUGUCAGGAGGAGCUCUGUGUCUGGAGCGCGGGGACGGGCCGCGAAGCCUCUCCAGGCAAGGAUGCUGCGGCGAGGAUCAGGCGCUCUGCGUCGAAGAAGCUGAAGGAGCAGUUCGACGAGGUUGUGACUAA
Messenger RNA from Prorocentrum cordatum, 417 nucleotides. The record is from the annotation of a GenBank genome assembly. NCBI's taxonomy places the organism in Eukaryota, Dinophyceae, Prorocentrales, Prorocentraceae.